Messenger RNA from Morone saxatilis (striped sea-bass), 2772 nucleotides. It is a transcript of the gene bms1, whose product is annotated as BMS1 ribosome biogenesis factor. Lineage: Eukaryota; Metazoa; Chordata; Actinopteri; Moronidae. The record is from RefSeq and is a predicted model, not a curated record. Gene Ontology annotation, biological process: endonucleolytic cleavage of tricistronic rRNA transcript (SSU-rRNA, 5.8S rRNA, LSU-rRNA); ribosome biogenesis; maturation of SSU-rRNA from tricistronic rRNA transcript (SSU-rRNA, 5.8S rRNA, LSU-rRNA). Gene Ontology annotation, molecular function: GTP binding; U3 snoRNA binding; GTPase activity. Gene Ontology annotation, cellular component: nucleus; 90S preribosome.
GUUUUGAUGUUGAUUGAUGCCAGCUUUGGCUUUGAGAUGGAGACCUUUGAGUUUCUCAACAUCUGUCAGGUACAUGGCUUCCCUCGUAUCAUGGGUGUGCUGACUCACCUGGAUUCAUUCAAGAAUAACAAGACACUAAGGAAGACCAAGAAAAACCUGAAACAUCGCUUCUGGACUGAGGUCUACCAGGGGGCCAAGCUGUUCUACCUGUCAGGUAUGGUGUAUGGUGAAUAUCAGACUCAGGAAGUGAAGAACCUCGGUCGCUUUAUCUCUGUCAUGAAGUUUCGUCCUCUGGUUUGGCAGACCUCCCACCCAUAUGUUCUGGUUGACCGUAUGGAGGACUUGACUGACCCUGAAAGCGUAAGGACAGACCCCAAGUGUGACCGGACAGUGUCACUCUACGGCUACUUGCGAGGGACAUAUUUGAAAAAUAAAUGCCAGGUCCAUAUCCCAGGUGUAGGAGACUUUCAGGUGGCAGACGUGAACUUUCUGCCAGACCCGUGUUCACUGCCAGAUGCUCAGAAGAAGAGAGCGUUGAAUGAGAAGGAACGUCUGCUUUAUGCACCCAUGGCUGGAGUUGGGGGGGUUGUGUACGACAGGGACGCUGUUUAUAUUGACCUUCCUGCUAACCACGUCAAUCAACAGCAGGACGAGGUGCGGCCCACCACAGAGCUGGUCCAGUCUCUUAUUGACACACAUGCUACCCUGGAUGCCAAGAUGGCUGCCAGUAAGGUGUCUCUGUUCAGCGGCUCUGCCACCCUAGACCCAACAGGCAUCGACGAGCAGAGCAGAGAGGAGGAGAGUCCGCAAGAGAAGCAUGUCUGGGAUCCUAACACCCAGAGAAACAGGAGGAAAGUGGUCUUCGCUGAGGAGGAGGAAGAUGAUGUUAGCAGCACCACUGAUGAUGAGGAUGGUGACAGUGAGCAGGAAGAGGAUGAAGACAAGGAUAAUCUGUCCAUAUUUCUCAAAGAGGCUAGAGCCCAAUCUGAAAAGACAGCAAAGAACGUAACAGACACUCCACCAGUGAAAAGACAGAAGCUGGAGGAGAAAAAGGAAGAGGGCGAAGAGAUGCUAGCGUUUGCUGACAGUGAAGACGACCUAGAGAUGAGUGAGGAGGAGGAGAGCAAGAAAGAGGGAGAGGCUGCGAGAGCAAGAGACUCUGGACACUGUUUUGAAGAAGAUGAGGAAGAAAGCGAUGAUGAAGAGUCAGAAAAUGAAUCAGUGGAAGAGGAGGAUGAUGCAGAUGAUACAGUGAAGAAACAAACAGAGAGUGAGGAGGAGGAGGAGGGGGAAGGGGAAGAAGAGCAGGGGGCUCUAAGGUGGAAGGAGGGUCUGCAGCAGAAAGCAUCAGAAGCUUUUCUACGGCAACAAGAAGCUGCCCCCAAUCUGAGAAAACUGAUUUAUGGUUCAGUUGUAGAAGCCAAUGAUUCUGAGGACGAGGACAAGGAGCUGGGGGGCCUAUUUCGAGUCAGCCGCCCUCAUAACAGCAAAAAGUUCCAAGCAAACGCACUUGACUGCUCCCGCUUCAACCCUGACACCUUUCACGAUUGGGACUUAGAGGAGAUGCUGAACUCUAUCAGGGACUGCUUUGUAACAGGGAAGUGGGAAGAGGGCCAAGACGCUGCCACACUGCUAAAGGAGGACGAGGAACUGUAUGGUGACUUUGAGGAUUUGGAAACCGGAGAAAUCCACAAGGGCCCAACUGAGCAGCAGGAUCCAGCUGAGCAGAAUGAGGAAGCUGAAGAGAGUCAGGUGAGGGUGGAUGAUGAUGAAGUCCAGAAGAACAAGCGUCUGCAGAAGAAACGUAGGCUAAAGGAGCGAUUUGAUGCAGAGUACGAUGACGGAGAUGCCACUUACUUUGAUGACCUGAAGGAGGAGAUGCAGAAGCAGGCAGAGCUGAACAGGACAGAAUUUGAGGAUGUGGAUGAUGAGACCAGAGUGCAGUAUGAAGGGUUCCGACCAGGAAUGUACAUCAGAGUAGAAAUCUCUUCUCUGCCCUGUGAAUUUGUCACCAACUUCGAUCCCCAUUAUCCCAUUAUCCUCGGAGGUCUGGGCUCCGCUGAGGGCAAUGUAGGAUACCUGCAGAUGCGACUGAAGAAACACCGCUGGCAUGGUCGCAUCCUCAAGACACGGGACCCCCUCAUCUUAUCAUUAGGCUGGAGACGCUUCCAGACCAUUCCCCUCUACCACAUUGAGGAUCACAACGGACGCCACCGCCUCCUCAAAUACACGCCGCAACACAUGCACUGUGGUGCCUCCAUCUGGGGUCCUGUCACACCACAGGGCACAGGCUUCCUGGCUGUGCAGUCAGUAGCAGGAACUAAAGCUAAUUUCCGUAUUGCAGCCACAGGAGUCGUCUUGGACCUGGAUAAGUCUGUGACUGUAGUGAAGAAGCUCAAACUCAUUGGUUACCCCUACAAGAUCUUUAAGAACACCUGCUUCAUUAAGGGCAUGUUCAACACUCUGCUGGAGGUCGCUAAAUUUGAAGGCGCUUCUGUCCGAACAGUAUCGGGGGUCAGAGGUCAGAUCAAGAAGGCGCUGUCUACACCAGUAGGAGCUUACAGAGCCACAUUUGAGGACCGCCUGCUUAUGAGUGACAUUGUGUUCCUGCGCUCCUGGUAUCCAGUGUCUGUUCCUCAACUCUAUAACCCUGUCGCCUCUUUACUGCUGCCUGUUGGUCAGAAGGACAUCUGGGAGGGAAUGAGGACCCUGGGGCAACUCAAACAUGACCUUGGCAUCCGCAACAACCCCAACACAGACUCUCUGUACAAG